This is a messenger RNA of Oryza sativa Japonica Group (Japanese rice), 1521 nucleotides long. Its product is annotated as probable E3 ubiquitin-protein ligase HIP1. Lineage: Eukaryota; Viridiplantae; Streptophyta; Magnoliopsida; Poales; Poaceae. Gene Ontology annotation, molecular function: ubiquitin protein ligase activity. The record is from RefSeq and is a predicted model, not a curated record.
UCUCUCUCUCUCUCGAUCUCUUCUUUUAUUUCUUCUUCUUGGCCAUGGCGGAGGGAGGAGGAGGAGACGAGGAAGCCAAGCGCACGAGACAUUGUUGAGGGUUUGAGACCUCCUCUCUCAUCGAGUUGAGUUGUUCGGCUCUCUCUCUCUCUCUCUCUACCCUUCUAGCUGGAGCACGCAGCAGAGGAAGAGGAAGAAGAAGAUUGGGAGGUUGAAUAUGGACGAAACCAUGGGGAGGAGAACAGUUGGUGGCCUUCUAUUGACCAAAGGGGGCUCAAUCCUUGUAUAUAGGGAAGAUAGCCCGCGCCACAAAGCGACCGCUUGCUGUACGCGCACUGGCUGUAGCAGUAAGCUUUUCCGUGACAAAGAGAAGAAAAUGCGCAGGCCAACCAAAGAAGCAGUGAUUCCUCAGAGAUCACUACUUGUCAGUGGAUCCAACAGGCUGUUACCUCAAGGAAGAAUGGCUUAUGGCAGCAGGAGGAAUGCAGCCGGCACCUGUAGCGAAACCGGCAACAGACCUAGAAGAGAAACUGCUGGACAGGAUCUUCUGGACCAUUUGAAAGAAAGAGUAAAUUCGUCGAGGAAGCGCUCAUUGAGUGGAGGGAGUAGCCCAUCAUCAUCAAACACAUCUAGUGCAGGUUCCUUGAGUAGUAGUAGUAGAUCAAUUUCAAGACAAUUGCAUCGAUCAGUUCCAAAGACAAGGAAGGAUGGAGGCACAAAUGGAAGCAAUGCCAGAAUGCGUAGUGAUAGUGGUGGAAAUUCUGGAGCAAAUGUGCAUAGGAGAGCUGAUUUGCAAGGACCUACCGGUAGGUUUGUUUCUCAAAGCUUGUUGAGACAUAGAAGCAGAAAUCAAGAAGAACCAGUAUCUCAUUUGGAAAACAGUUUGAAUGACUCCACUGAAUACUGGCGCUUCGGUGUGGAUGAAAGUGAUGAGGAUGCUUCCAGUGAUAGGCAUAGAGGAAUGAGAAUGGACAUCGACGACAUGUCUUAUGAGGAAUUGCUUGCUCUAGGGGAAACAAUUGGUACCGUGAGCACUGGCCUUCCAGAGGAUGAACUGUCAAAUUGUCUGAAGAGAAUCCACUAUGUGCCCUCAGCUUCAACAAGUCAUGAAGAUGGUGAUAUCAAAUGCAUAAUAUGCCAGGAGGAAUAUUUACCUGCCGAGGAGGUGGCCGAGAUGGCGUGCAAGCAUUACUAUCAUCUUGCUUGCAUCCAACAAUGGCUUCGGCAAAAGAAUUGGUGCCCCAUCUGCAAAUCCGUCGGUUCUGCUACGAAACAUUAGUGUACUUGAGAGAAUUGAACAAGAUGCAGAUUCAUUUUGUUUACAUAGAUUUUCAUUAUAUUCUUUGUUUAGAUUCAACUUGUUGCUCAAAUGUCCAGAACUGUUCUUGCUCUCACUCCACACAAUGCAGCGUGGGCAAAGAAAAGUAGCAGGAAAUAAAUCAAGGUAGAAAAAUUUUUUGUUAUUGAACAGACAACCCAUUCUAUACAGCAAUUUGAAGUCCACAUUAUUCGUUAUUGAUA